Dichomitus squalens LYAD-421 SS1 is the source of this 675-nucleotide messenger RNA. Its product is annotated as vesicle transport v-snare protein vti1. Gene Ontology annotation, biological process: macroautophagy; vesicle fusion with Golgi apparatus; intra-Golgi vesicle-mediated transport. The record is from RefSeq and is a predicted model, not a curated record. The transcript has 4 exons. NCBI's taxonomy places the organism in Eukaryota, Fungi, Basidiomycota, Agaricomycetes, Polyporales, Polyporaceae. Gene Ontology annotation, molecular function: SNAP receptor activity; SNARE binding. Bases 1 to 675 code for a protein of 224 amino acids. Gene Ontology annotation, cellular component: late endosome membrane; endoplasmic reticulum membrane; ER to Golgi transport vesicle membrane.
AUGGACAACUCCCCCACCGCCCUCCUCAACUCAUACGAGUCUGACUUCAAGCAGAUCAUCCACAGCAUCCGCGACAAGCUCGAGGGUGAUGCUAAGGAUGCUGGCCAGAGUGAGCAGCGCAAGGCUGCCCUUCGCAGAGUCGAGUUGGAGCUCGACGAGGCAGACGAGAUGUCCCUCCGCCCCUCGUACCAAUCCCGCAUUAAGGCCUCCAAAGCCGACCUCACUCGCUACAAGAAGCUCUCCAAGGACCUUCACGCCCAACUCUCCCGCGCCGGACUCCUCGCCCGACCCGACUUGCCCGGCACGCCCACGUCGGACGAGCCGUACGGCGCGACGAGUGACCGCACACGGCUACUUGCGGGGACCGAACUGCUGGAGGACGGGAGCAGGCGGCUGUUGGAGAGCCAGAGGAUCGCUCUCGGGACGGAGGAGCAGGGCGCGGACAUCCUCAGGAGUUUGCGUGGGCCAAGUCAGCAGAUUCAGAACGCGCGCGCGAUACGGUGUAUCCCACUGUCCUCAUCUGUCCUCCAGCGGGCAGAUACCUCUAUUGACCGCGCGUCGGGUACGCUCAAGAUGAUCCGACGGAUGUACCAGCAGCGCGUCGUCACCGCCGCCAUCAUCGUUGUCAUCGUCCUCCUUAUACUCGUCAUCCUGUUCUCCAAGCUUGUCUGCUGA